CAUUUUUUAUAUCAUUAUUAUCCCUACUCAUAUCAUCAUCAUAAACUUACAUCAUGCCAUCCACCACCAUUGAAUACUCUACCUUGCGUCGAUUGAGCAUGCUCAAUAUCCCAAAGCAAGAGAUCGAUUUUGAUGUCUACAAUUUCCAAACAGAAUUACGCCGAGGUUCACUGGCUGAACUUCCUUUUGAAAGCAGAGAACUUGAAGCUUCGUUCUGCAAGAACUUCUCCUGUUGCGGCCUCGUCUUGCAAGACUUGCACGAUCUUUUGCAGCAUUAUGAAGAGAGCCACGUUCGUUUUGAAGAAGAUGAGAAUGCUUCUUUUGAUGAAGACGAAGAUACUUGGUCUUGCUCUUCUUUGAAUGAGAACUCCUUGUCUGUUCCCAAUAGCCCUCAAGUUCUUAGCCGUCAAUUAUCUUCUCAGACUUACCAAAUUAAUGCUUUGAAGCGAAAGGCUGCAGCCACUAUGAGCGACUUUGAUCUUUACCCUGAAGAAGAGGAAGAGAUUGAGGAUAAUGAAACCGCAGCUUUUGACACUUCAGUCCUUCGCUCCAUCUCUGGCUCCCCUGCUACUGCUUCUCCAUCUGCCAUCGUCACUCCCAGAGCCUCACCUGAACCUGCUGCUAAGAAGCAAAAGACAUCUCCUGCCAUGGACAUGCUUUUGGCUCAAUCAGCCAAGAAGCUGGCUUCUCUCCCUCCCUCCACCGUUGCCGCCGUAGCUGCUGCCGCCUCUUCCAAUGGCGCCGCUUCCCCUGCCUCCUUUUCUGAUCUGCCAUUGACUCCAUCCCUUAGUGAUGAAGACUUCUUGGCUCAAGCUGGUGCUUUGUUUGCCAUCACCGCCGCCGCUUCUGGCCCUAACCAAAAUGCCGAUAAGCCUUACAAGUGCCCAGUGGCUGGAUGCGACAAGGCAUAUAAGAACCCUAAUGGCUUGAAGUAUCACAAUCAACAUGGUCACUGCAACUUGGUUUCAUCGGAGGAUGGCGACCGUUUCAGUUCCAAGCCUUACCAAUGCACUAUUGGUGAAUGCGGCAAGCGCUACAAAAAUCUUAACGGUCUCAAAUAUCAUAUCGAACAUUCCCACAUGGCGGCUCUCAAUAAUACCUUGGCUAUGAUGGCUCAGCAGUCUACCCCCGCUAGCUCUCCUGUCAUGUCCAACAACAACGUUGCCGCCUUGAUCUAAGAUAUCAAAAUUCAAGCAGGUCUUCAUGGCAUCUUUAUUUUUCCCUUCUUUUGCUUUAUUUCAUUUGUAAAUCUCUAUUCCAUCUGUACACAUUCGAACAACUAGAGUGUUCUUUUGCAUCCAGGAUUAUACACUAUCCUUCUUGUCAUUUUUAAAACAAUCUCCCUCCCCACCU
Umbelopsis ramanniana AG is the source of this 1353-nucleotide messenger RNA. RefSeq lists its product as uncharacterized. The coding region runs from base 54 to 1178 and encodes 374 amino acids. The transcript is spliced from 2 exons. Gene Ontology annotation, cellular component: nucleus. Lineage: Eukaryota; Fungi; Mucoromycota; Umbelopsidomycetes; Umbelopsidales; Umbelopsidaceae. The record is from RefSeq and is a predicted model, not a curated record.